AUUCACACCGUUUUUGAACAAGCGAACAUUCUGGUUACAAGUAGUGAGGAGUGCUUCUAGUGAACCUUGGCAGUUUGCCCAAGAAACAUCUUCACUGAUUGAAGCACAAACGGAUACCAUAUAAACAUCUAUUGGAUUGCCUGCAAUUAGAUUUAUGUCAUGAAAUUAGAUUACACGGAAUAAUUAAUAGAUCAUCAUUUUCAAUUGCGAUGGGUUUUGAACGGAUUAUUUUUCAUCAAUGGAUUGAAAUCGAUUCUACAGCAUUUGUGAUGCAAAGCAAAGUGGAUGUUGAACCAUAAUUUGUUUUAGGUACAGAAAACAGUGCAACAGCGGAUUCCAUCGAGCCAUUUGUGAAUCAAGUGAUGUGUUAUGUGAGCCAGUGCACAACAGUGAACAUAUGAAAUUUAAUUCAAUUAUCCAUCGAAUCCGCGAACAAUUGUGGUUUGAAUUCGAUUUUUGUGGCCUCAGGGAAUAUGAACACAAAAACUGGCCCGUGGUUUUCCAGAUAAAUAUGUCGGUGAAUUUCGUUUUGGCCGCAGAAUGUUCAUGCAAAUGUAAUGCGUGUCCCUGAACCCUGACAAAAAGGAGGAAUACAAUUAAAUUAGCAACAAAUGGAGCAAAUUUUUCAAUUACGUAGGCACACUUGAACCGGAAAGAUUUUUUUUUUGUGAAAUGGAAAAACGGGCAACAAAACAGUAUGAUUUUCAAACUGUAUUGAAGUAACCAGAGGCAAGAGCGCAAAAAACACGAUGUUCACAAAUUGGUUAGCGCCACCGACAACUACCCUACCACCGGAUACAAUCAUUGAAGUCGGCCCACCACCAUUCACACGGUAUGCCGCACACAGCGCAUUGGUUUCCGUUCACAGUGGUUAUCUGCGAGCAGCCUUACGUUCAGACAGUUUGGCAGCAAAUGCGGACACCAUGCAAAUAUAUGUCCCCAAUGUGACCGCAGAUCAAUUCACCCCACUACUCACGUAUAUGUACACUGGAUUUUUGGAUUUGAAUAUUGAAAAUAUUUUCGGCGUGCUGCUUGCUACCCACAUCCUUCACAUGCCAAGAGCACUGGAAUUGUGUCGUUCCUUCCUAUCAGCUACUCAAACGGAGAACUAUUUCGGCGGACUAAACGCCCUAUCGUCUGCUGGUGCUUCUGAUGUUCACAGUUUAUCCAAACUUAAACCUGAAUUGGAAACGAGCAAAGUAGUGCGACCAAUCGCCAGCAAAGCAACCGGAAUUGGACUCAACUUUAUUGCACCACCUGCUUCGCACAUUCUAUUCUCGAGCACUCAUACUCCAUUCAAAAGCCUUUCCACCGUUGUUGGCACAUCACCGGCAGUAAUAGUUGAGAAUGCUGAAAAUUCAUCGCCACCUCCGGGGAAUGCAAAAAUAGCUGUGCUGGCCGAAAACCCUGUUUCUACCGGACAACGUCAUGGAGAUGUGGACGAUAAAUCCCCAAAGGAAUCAAACCAAAAACGACAAUCAAAAUCACUAAAACGUAGCUCGAACAAAUCGGAAUCUGUUGUUACAACGACUACCACGAAAGACUCCAGAGUGGUUGACAAAGGUGUGAUCAUUGAUAUUGCAAGCUGUGAUGGACCGGUGCGUUUCCGUAGGGUUCUCAACGAUAGCUAUGGCAUGAACAGUAAUAGCAAUAAUGUUACUCCCCCAGAUGACUCGAAAGCUGUUUCUCGCUAUAUGAGUUCAUCCUUUCACCAACAGAUGGUGCGAAAUAUCAAUGAGCGAAAGCAGAGCCUCUCUAUGGGUGAAAGUUUUUCGUGCGCAAGCAACAAGGACGAAAACAGUCAGGACAACAACCAAUCGCAAAGCUCGCAACAAAGCACGGCAUCUGGAGCAGCCGCAGGCGAAACGUACAACUGUGUCUACUGCAAGCACACUUUCAAGUCACAGUACUGCUACCAAAAGCACGCUAAGCGCCACUUGAUUCCGCUGAGCUUGGAAGCGAGUGCUACCAGUAUGGCUGUAACGGAUUACGUAGGCAUCACCGAAGCGGAUAAGGACGCUUCCGGCCCCAGAUGCGAGAAGUCGGGAUCCAAACGCGAGGUAAAACCGCUGGAUAUGAAUGUGCAGUACUAUCCAUGUAAAACGUGUGGUAGUAAAUUUCCCAGCUACUACUUUGUUCACAAACACAGGAAAAUGUGUCAUGCCGAGGAAGAGAUUUUGUAGAAUAAGACAAACACAAGACAAAUACAAUCCAACAGGGUAUACUUAAUCAAAAGCUUAGCACGCAAUUCAAAUAUGAUAAACAAAUAAUAUCGCUACAUAUCAAAUAAACUUGAAUCUAUCUUUGAAUCAUUAUUGAAUGUCAAACACGUGUUUAAAUCUGAUCUGAUCACACAACAACUUGGGUCAUAAUUUUACGUCUUUUACUACGAACCUCCAGGAGUUUGAACACCCAAUUGCGUGUUAAUAACAUUGUCAGUAGGUAUAAUCAAAGUAAUUUAAAUUAAAUCACAUCAAAAGCUGGUGACGAUUGUUUUUCAAAAUGGCAUGUAAAUGCAACGGGAUAAAAGUUUCCGCUGUUAUGGGGCAAAAUUGCCAUGCUCUAAAAUGAAGUGGAACAGAUGAAUGCUUAUUUAUAAACAGAAAAUUCUUCUUCUUCCUCUUGCCGGCGCCGGUGGUGUAGUGGUAAGCGUGACUGCUUUCUAACACCCCAAUGGGUCUGGGUUCAAUCCCCAGCCGAGGUCGGUGGGAUUUUUCUGAGGCAUAAAAAUCUCUGGUCACGUCUUCCUUCGGAAGGGAAGUAAAGCCGUUGGUCCCGGCCCAUGUGUGUUGUGAAUGGGUGCGAUAUCCUACGCAGGUGUGGAAGCUGCCUUCCUGCACAUUCGGUUGCCGUCAAUGGAUGGCAAUCGAUGUCCGUCGGUGAUUGGCACUAGAUUGCGGAACAGAGACCGACGUUAAAUAAAGGAAAAGAUUCUACUUCUUCUUUUUGUGCUUCUUUUCGUGAUUCUUUUUCUUCUUCUUUGCAUUCUAAGCGUAUUGCUUAUCACAUAUUAGCUUAUUGCGUAUUCUCUACUUAGUGUUCUAAAUGAAUGCUCUUCCCCA
Ochlerotatus camptorhynchus is the source of this 3062-nucleotide messenger RNA. RefSeq names its product zinc finger and BTB domain-containing protein 8B. The coding region runs from base 750 to 2183 and encodes 477 amino acids. Gene Ontology annotation, molecular function: RNA polymerase II cis-regulatory region sequence-specific DNA binding; DNA-binding transcription factor activity, RNA polymerase II-specific; protein binding. NCBI's taxonomy places the organism in Eukaryota, Metazoa, Arthropoda, Insecta, Diptera, Culicidae. The transcript is spliced from 2 exons. The record is from RefSeq and is a predicted model, not a curated record. Gene Ontology annotation, biological process: regulation of transcription by RNA polymerase II.